Molecule: messenger RNA, 1113 nt
Organism: Pyricularia pennisetigena
Lineage: Eukaryota; Fungi; Ascomycota; Sordariomycetes; Magnaporthales; Pyriculariaceae
Exons: 3
Biological process (GO): protein phosphorylation; regulation of gene expression; regulation of G2/M transition of mitotic cell cycle
Cellular component (GO): cyclin-dependent protein kinase holoenzyme complex; cytoplasm; nucleus
Molecular function (GO): cyclin binding; ATP binding; cyclin-dependent protein serine/threonine kinase activity
Source: RefSeq, a predicted model, not a curated record
GAGGAAUUUCCUUACGAGGAAGUCUGUCGCAAGGCGCACGACAACAGCGGCACAUACAAACCCUGUGCGCUCAACAAUCGCAUUCCGACUAGACGCUUCCCCAGCAGCUUUGAUCGCCACCAACAGCUCGACGCGCCCCGGCCUGCAAACAUGGAAAACUACCAGAAACUCGAGAAGAUCGGUGAAGGUACAUAUGGAGUCGUCUACAAAGCUCGAGACCUUCUUAAUGGAGGCCGGAUCGUCGCAAUGAAGAAGAUCCGGCUGGAGGCCGAGGACGAGGGUGUUCCGUCAACAGCGAUUCGAGAGAUCAGUCUCCUGAAAGAGAUGCGUGAUCCAAACAUCGUUCGACUGUUCAACAUCGUGCACACUGAUGGCACCAAGCUCUACCUCGUCUUUGAAUUCCUCGACCUUGACCUCAAAAAGUACAUGGAGGCGCUACCUGUGGCGGAUGGCGGACGCGGCAAGGCGCUGCCCGAGGGCACUGGCCCACAACUGAGCCGACUGGGUCUGGGCGAUACCAUGAUCAAGAAGUUCAUGAGCCAGCUGUGUGAUGGUGUUCGGUACUGCCAUUCACACAGGAUCCUACAUCGCGACCUGAAGCCGCAGAACUUGCUCAUCGACCGCGAAGGCAACUUGAAGCUUGCCGACUUUGGUUUGGCCCGCGCAUUCGGUGUGCCUCUUCGGACCUACACCCACGAAGUCGUCACGCUCUGGUACCGUGCUCCAGAGAUUCUGAUUGGUGGAAGGCAAUAUUCCACAGGCGUGGAUAUGUGGUCAGUGGGAUGCAUCUUUGCCGAGAUGUGUACACGGAAACCACUCUUCCCCGGAGACUCUGAGAUUGACGAGAUCUUCAAGAUCUUCAGGUUGCUUGGCACACCCACAGAAGAGACGUGGCCCAGCGUCACAGAUGAACACAUCUAUCCCGACUUUAAGCCUUCCUUCCCCAAGUGGCAGCGCGAUCCAAACAUGAAGCUCUGCCCAGGUCUCAACGAUGCUGGUCUCGAUCUACUCGAGAUGAUGCUCGUCUACGACCCUGCCGGCCGCAUCUCGGCAAAACAAGCUUGCAACCACCCAUACUUUGAGGAUAACACCCCAGCGCCGCCGAGGCGAUAG